GAGCUCGGUCCAUGUGACACCGGAAGCGGCUGCAGAGGGAGGCGAAUCCCACUCAAACCAGCUCCUCUAGUAUCUUUGACUCAAACAGUGUGCAGAGAGGAGACAUGGCUGAUGUCUUUUCGGAUGAGGAUGAAGAGGAAUGUCCUAAGCUGGUUCCAAUUGAAAUAAAUCCUAAUACAGGCAGUGCACGGAUUCCAGUAACAAUCAUAACUGGAUACUUAGGUGCUGGUAAAACAACACUUCUGAAUUACAUUCUAACAGAACAGCAUAAUAAGAGAAUUGCUGUAAUCCUUAAUGAGUUUGGUGAAGGGAGUGCAGUGGAGAAAUCUUUGGCAGUAAGCCAUGCAGGAGAACUUUAUGAGGAGUGGUUGGAACUACGGAAUGGAUGCCUUUGCUGUUCUGUGAAGGACAACGGUUUGAAGGCUAUUGAAAACCUCAUGCAGAAAAAGGGCAAGUUUGACUACAUUCUGCUGGAAACCACGGGGUUGGCUGAUCCAGGUGCCGUAUCCACCAUGUUUUGGGUUGAUGCAGAAUUAGGAAGUGAUGUUUACCUUGAUGGUAUUAUUUCAGUUGUUGAUGCAAAGUAUGGAAUGCAGCACCUGACCGAAGAGAAACCAGAAGGCCUGGUUAAUGAAGCAGCCAGGCAGAUAGCCCUUGGAGACCUCAUUAUCAUUAAUAAAACUGACCUGGUUCAGCAUGAGGAGCUGAUUAACCUGAAAAUGGCUAUAAGGUCAAUCAAUGGACUUGCAAAAUUAAUUGAAACACAAAGAUCAAGAGUUGAACUUUCACAAGUACUUGAUUUGCAUGCUUUUGAUAGCCUAGCCAGUGAAAGUUUGCAGGAAAGAUUAUGCCUUGCACAGGUGUCUGAGCCUCACCUUGAUAAGAGUAUUAUUACUGUUACAUUUGAAAUACCUGGCACCAUUUUUGAAGAGGAUUUAAACAUAUACCUUCAGAAUCUGUUGUGGGAAAAACUUUUGAAGAAUAAGUCGGGCAACACAAUGGAAAUAAUACGAUUAAAGGGUAUUGUGUCUAUAAGUGAAAAGCCACAGCAGAUGAUUGUCCAAGGUGUUCAUGAACUUUACGAGAUAGAAGAAACUUCUAUUAACUGGACGUCAGAAAAUGAAAGAAUCAACAGAUUUGUAUUUAUAGGAAGAAACUUGGAUAAAGAAAUCCUUGAGGAAGCGUUUGCUUCAACUGCAUUGAAGGAAGGAAUGUCCAGCUGAAGCUUUGAAACUUAAAAGACUGAUGUAAUUUAUCUGAAGUUCAGUGUUUUCUUAGUGGCGAUUAAAUUUAUUUCCCUUCUCUCCUUGUAGACAGUUUAUUAGUACCAACCUGCUGCUCCUGAGGGGAAAGAUCCAAGUUGAAUGUAGACCUCAUUUAAGUUCCAGCUAAAGAGAUGCAGUACACAUUACUGACUAAUUUCCACAGCAUCCCUGGCAGAAAGGAGAGAACAUGUGCUCUUUUAGUAUAAUCUGCUUGGAAACUGAUGGCGUUACCAGAGAAACAAGUGAACUUCAGUCAUUCAAUGAAGGCCUCUGAUGGAGAGCUUUUACCACCUGGUUGAGUUAUUUAUACUGUAUUCUUAUGGCAUUCAUUCUCAAACUGUGUUUGGUGAUGUUUCUUGCAUGAGAGGUUAGCAAAGGGGAUUGAAACAUACUCUUGUUUUGAUUGGAAGUUGUUGUUAUUCCCCCCCCCCCCCCCCCUCCCUUCCCCCAGGUCUGAUGUAGCACAUCUAAGUGGCACGAUAACUUAACACAGAUACUUUUUCCACCAGUGCACAUGGAGAUGCUGGGCCCAAUCAUAACACCACAGAGAAGAGGCAUGUGAGCUGGAUAUCAGUCCCUGGUUCCAAAACCCCAGCAGUGUGCACCCGUCUUCAGUCUUAAUCGUAAUGCACAGUUGAGAGAUCUUUUCAUUUGUCAUCAGCCAUCAUGCAGGUUUUCACUGAAGUUGCAAAAAAGAUCCAUCUGCACAGUGGCAGCAUGACCACUAGGAAUCACAAUGUGAUAAAUGUAAUUUGUUUUGCAGAAGUUUAUUUCAAACAUUACUCGGAAGCAAAAGGGCACAAAGUAAUGGAGUAAUUCAGCAGGUCAGGCAGCAUCUCUGGAGAACAUGGAUAGAUUACAUUUUGGAUCAGGACCCUUCUUUGGAAAGGUCAUGAGAUCAUAGGUGAUAGGAGUAGAAUUAGGCCAUUCGGCCCAUCAAGUCUACACCGCCAUUCAAUCAGAAGAUAAAAUCUGCAAAGCAGGCAUACCAUGAGGAGUUUUCACAGCAGAUCAGUAAAAUGGAGUAACAAGGAACCGCAGAUGCUGGUUCACAGAAAAAGCCAAAGUGUUGGAGUAACUCGGAGGAAUCUCCUCAAGAUAUGCCUACUUUGAAGAAGUUAUCCUCCUCUGAAGAAAAAUCCCGACCAGAAACACCACCUAACUGUGUUCUCCGAAGAUGCUACCUGAUCCACUGAGUUACUCCAGCACUUUCUCUUUUUUUGUAAACCUGCAUCUGCAGUUUUGUGAUUAGAAGAAAUGUUAUUGCUCUAAGUUGUCUGAUUUUCUUGCCAUCUCUUUUCAUCCCAAAUCACUGAAAGAUGGUCAUCUGAUUGCUGAAGUACAGUGGGUGGCUGCUAUUUAUUUUCAUUUCUUCCAUUAGAAGGUCCUUAUAUGAAGCACAAUCUAAUUGAUCACUGUAAGCAUACCAUUAUGCUCUGCUCAUUCCCAACAUCUAUAACUUGCUGUGUUAACAGGUUACUAAAUAACUGUAUGUACAGAAAAGCAGCAAAUGUUCUGUUCCUGAGUUCAGACCAAUCCUAACACUCUCCAACUGACUGGUCCCAAAUGGAUAUUUUUAUUUGUCUUCCAGAAUUGAAAGGCUAAUGCCUGGCAUAUCUGUGAAGUUGUAAGAAAACACUGAUAUUAUGCAUUACUUUAUCAGGAUCCUUGACUAAAUUCAACAAUUAAAUACAUGAUCCAUGUCUAAUCUGCUGAAGUCUUGAGAAUUCAGUCGGUUAUGCCGCAAAGUUCGAACAUGAUACUUUUUGAAAUUGAAUGUGAGAUGCUUGGCUCUAUUUAUGUGAUGCUUCAGGUGCUCAACUGAUCUAUUGUAGGGCUGAGCAACUGUUAUGCAAGGUUCUGCAGGGCUGGAUGCAAUUUGCCUUUCUGAUCAAGUGGCGGAUUUUACUCCCAAUGCCUGUUGCAAGAACACUGCCUAUCAUUUAUUUAAUUCUCUUGUAAACCCAUCAUUUCUGAACAAAUUUGCUAGCUUGAGGACUGUGUGAAAGCAUAUUUUUGUGAAGGCACUUGAGAAUGGACGGGCUCAAGAUUAUCUUCCUACUACAUUUUUUUCCAACAGAUAAUGUGUUGUCAGUGAUCUCUCAAUAUUUCAUUAUGUGUACUGAAGCAGCCAGUAAUUAUAGCCUGAAAUUCUCUAUGGGAAGGUACUGCUAAUAUAUGAGCAAAUUGCAAACUCAUUGUUUGUAAUAUUCUGUACUUGGAAGCGAGGUACAAGAAGUUUAUUUUAGCCUUUUACUAAAAGAAAAAUCCUAUCUGGGUGUAGAAUUGUAAAUGAUAAAGAAUGACAAUUAAAUUGUAGGAUUAUUCAUUAUUAA
Molecule: messenger RNA, 3601 nt
Organism: Amblyraja radiata (thorny skate)
Lineage: Eukaryota; Metazoa; Chordata; Chondrichthyes; Rajiformes; Rajidae
Gene: zng1a
Product: COBW domain containing
Exons: 16
Coding region: 105-1223 (372 amino acids)
Cellular component (GO): cytoplasm
Source: RefSeq, a predicted model, not a curated record